This is a messenger RNA of Vespula pensylvanica (western yellowjacket), 3333 nucleotides long. RefSeq lists its product as uncharacterized. Gene Ontology annotation, molecular function: protein binding. The record is from RefSeq and is a predicted model, not a curated record. NCBI's taxonomy places the organism in Eukaryota, Metazoa, Arthropoda, Insecta, Hymenoptera, Vespidae. Gene Ontology annotation, cellular component: plasma membrane; stereocilium tip; cilium. The coding region runs from base 98 to 2932 and encodes 944 amino acids. The transcript is spliced from 14 exons. Gene Ontology annotation, biological process: rhabdomere development.
CUCUUCUUCUUCUUCUUCUUCUUCUUCUUCUUCUUCUUCUGUCUGGGAGUGUUAACAAGGGCGUGCUCCAGGGCCAAGAUAUAUAUGGAACUACCCCAUGGAUAGUAACAUGUCUACUGCCGCCUUCAUGCACCGAUCCGGUGGCUCUUCCAGCGCAUCUAGUGCUGGAACGGGAUCAUCGAACGGUGCAGGUCCUGGAAAUCCGGUGGGAGGCGGCAGAAUGGCCGUCAUCGGCGUUACCAGGAACGUUAGAUUGAGACGUCGAGGUGCAUCCGGUUUCGGCUUCUCAUUGCGAGGUGGUAGAGAAUACGCUGCUGGAUUUUACAUCAGUAACGUUCAACCUGGUGGCGAAGCUCAUAGAAACGGAUUGAGGGUAGGUGAUCAAAUCCUCAGGGUAAAUGGAUAUCCAGUUGAAGAUGCCGUACAUCAGGAAGUUGCCCUUUUGGUGAAAAAUCAGCAGGUCCUCGUGCUGAAAAUCCGAAGCGUAGGGAUGAUACCGGUGAAAGACAAUCCAAACGAUCCGGUUACCUGGCACAUGGUGCAACAGCAGCAACAACAGCUGCAGUACAACGAGACUGGUGUGGGAGCCGUUUCAAACAGUGAAGUUAGGAUCCGAAUACUCGUCGGUGAGAAAGGUCGUCUUGGCUGUGGUGUUUGCCGAGGCAUCGUACCUGGCCUCACCGUUCAGGGUACAAGGGAAGGUGGACCGGCUCGAGCAGCUGGCUUGAAAGCUGGUGACGUGAUCGUUUGGUGCAACGGACAACGACUGACGGAUCUUCCCUUCGAGAGAGCCAUAGAGGUAAUGAGAGGAUCGGCUGUCCUUGAUCUGAUCGUUCAGCGACCAGCACCCAAUCAUCUCUACGAUUGUCCGGAACCACUCUGGACUCGAGGUUCGAGCGGUUACGAUUCCGAAACUUCGAGCAUCGUGGCGACUAGUCCGUCACCUUUACAAAAUCCUUCUUCGUCUCCCCAACAUCAUCGAGAUCCUAGAAUGCAGGCACGAUAUCCAAGAGAAGAUAACUGCAAUCGAAACGGCAGGAUCUGCUGCCCCCUCGCACUGUCCACCAGCAGCUGCACCUCCUCCGAAUGGUCUCACGUGGAUCAGGCACAGGAAUGGAUACGAAAAGCGAAUAACACGACUGUCAUUCGUGUGAACCAGAACCAGGGGCUAGUGCAGAAUCAAAAUCACAGACAAGUACCACCGGGUCAUCGUCGUUUGAAUUCCCGUGGGAAUUACGAAGACGAGAUCGACAAUGAGCCUCUCUACGAUCCUGUAGCACCAAGGAUCGACUACGAGGUACACGACUUCGAUGCAAAUCCAAGGGACGAAGCCAAUCGUCGUUUAGCCUAUCGACGCGACAACAUCAGACAGCAGGACGUCAUUUACGAUGGCCCUGCGGACGAAUUGCCCCUUUAUCAUGCUUCCAAGGAAAACGAACACCACGAUGUUAAUCGAUUGGCAGAGUUGCAAUUGGUGCAGAGACAGAACGAAACGGAGAGGAAGACGAUAACGACUGUGGAGGUUCAUCAAUCCAUUUGUCCUCCGGCUCCCCCACCACCUCUUCCAUAUAAAUGGCCAGCAGACGCUAAGCCUAUGAACGCGAUGGGAAUGCAAAUGGGCAGCACAAUGUCGAUGGGUAGCACAGGAUCAACGGAAACCGAAUCCAGUCUCGAGUCUUCCUGCAGCAAGGAUUCGGCAUCCACUUCUUCGUCCUUGUCAACGUCGUCCUGCGAGCCACCCUCUUCUACUAUCUCCUUUGGUUCAACCACUGCCGCAUCCACUGGAUCAAACAAGACCAACGAAAGCUCGUCAAUUACUACACGUGGAUCGAAUCUACGAACGUCGCCUAUAGCCAGCACAGAUCUAAGCACUGCCAUAACUCAAGAAUUGCAGAGGCGAGCCCAACAGAGAAGUAUGAACGCAGCUAAAACGGAAGCUUCGAAGGAGAAAACAUCCGAACCUCGGAAAGCACCAAAUCCAGAAGCACUUAGGGCGCAGGAACAAAAAGUGACGCACGACAAGCUAAUGGAAGAGUUCAAGCGAGCGCAUCGAAAGAUGUUCAACGCCGCGCAGCAGAGGGUCCAAUUUUCAGAUCAAGUUACCGAGCCGGAGCAGGAGAAGAGGGUGCUCACAAAUGGCUCCAACACCACGAAUUCUACGAAUGUAAGCAACGCGACAAAUGCAACGAAUGCAACGAGCAAUACGACUACAACGAGCAAUACGAAUAACAGCACAACGUCGGCUCCACCACCAGCACCUCCGCUUCCUCUUCCAAUAAAAACUACGACGAGCGAGGACUCCGUGGAGAUGCAAAGUAUCGAAUCGUUUAAAUUGAAAGACACACCAAAUCCAGUGAUACCUAAACCACCACCGACAUACUUCCCGCUCUCGAAUUCUUCCUCGCCGGCGUCUAACGGAAGUCCACGUCACUCUGCUACCGGAAACAAGACGCAGGUAAUAAAGGAAAAGGAUCCAUCGACGAGUCCUGCUAACGAGACGAACAAAAAUUCCACUGCAAACAACAACGCUGUUUCGCCAAAUGGUACUGCCGGUCCGCCUAAGCCAACCGUUGGAAAGGUCGCCAUUAGGAUAGGUGCUUACGAAGGUGAAGCUAAACAACCUGCCAAGCUUGAUUUCUUAGCGCAACAACCUCGAGCGGAGAAGAAUGGAACGGACGAAGCUAACGGACCGGUUGUGUCCAGACUCCAAAACGAACUGGCUGCUACUUUGCAGAGAUCUAACCUACGAAGAAAGACGGAAGGAGAGAAUCAAACGCCUGCUAAGUCAAUACCAGAGAACACGGUGAUGUCCGAGAAAGAGACAACGAAUCCAGAACCCAACAAGCUUCCUCAGAGCACGGUAGAAAAAUUAGCCUCGGCACUAGGCAACAAAGUCACGAUCAGAAUAAAUCCUGAGGACGGUAGCCGAUAAGAGGAUAUAUAAACGUACAUAAAUACACAUGCAUAUCGCGGAGCUCUUGAGACUUUGUACAUUUUUUUCCACCUCGUUCCAGCACACCUGAUUCGACUUUAUUAUAUAGAUAUAUAGAGAAGAAACGAAAGAAAAAAAAAGGCGCUCCACCGAAUCGGUGAACAUCUUUUUUACGCGUACGUCUUUUUUAUAUGUUAUUUAUUACCAAUAUCGUAAUAACGAAUAAGGAACGAAAUAUUAAUCCUUAUUAAUCGAGGCAAGACACCGCGUGAGACACCAUUUACCGCACACGCUGGGUUCAUGCCUUUAAAUAUAGUCUUCUUCGACUGCGGCUAUGUACGAAACCUAGACUAAGUAUCAAACUGAUAAAUAAAGGCGUUUUAACGCAUCACGAAAGUAAA